Molecule: messenger RNA, 1224 nt
Organism: Gavia stellata (red-throated loon)
Lineage: Eukaryota; Metazoa; Chordata; Aves; Gaviiformes; Gaviidae
Gene: CCNE1
Product: cyclin E1
Exons: 11
Coding region: 1-1224 (407 amino acids)
Biological process (GO): regulation of cyclin-dependent protein serine/threonine kinase activity; G1/S transition of mitotic cell cycle
Cellular component (GO): cyclin E1-CDK2 complex; cytoplasm; nucleus
Molecular function (GO): cyclin-dependent protein serine/threonine kinase regulator activity
Source: RefSeq, a predicted model, not a curated record
AUGCGCCGGGAGAGCGACUGCGCGGAGGAGAAGGCUCCCGCCAAGGGGGACCCGGGUGCGGAGUGCGCCGUGCGAGCCCGCAAGAGGAAAGCCGAUGUGGCCACGUUCUUACAGGAUCCUGAUGAAGAAAUUGCCAAAAUGGAGAUGACUAGGAAGAAGCAGUAUGAAAGCCAGCCAUCCUGGAAUAAUGUUCACAAAAAUGCCCAUAUGCUGAUUCCUACUCCGGAUAAAGAUGAUGAUCUAGUUGGUGUUGAUUACUCUCACUUUAUACAUCUAAGUGUUGUUCCAACUAGAGCUUCACCGUUACCAGUUUUAGGCUGGGCAAACAGAGAUGACGUAUGGAAAAACAUGAUAAACAAAGAAGAGACGUAUGUGAGGGAUAAACUUUAUAUGCAAAGGCACCCUCUCCUGCAACCUAAAAUGAGAACAAUCCUUCUAGACUGGCUAAUGGAGGUUUGUGAAGUCUACAAGCUUCAUAGAGAAACGUUUUAUUUAGCACAAGAUUUCUUUGAUCGGUUUAUGGCAACACAACAGAAUGUUGUAAAAACACUAUUGCAACUUAUUGGUAUCUCGUCUUUAUUCAUAGCAGCAAAGCUUGAGGAAAUUUAUCCACCAAAGUUGCACCAGUUUGCCUAUGUUACAGAUGGAGCUUGUACAGAAGAUGAAAUCCUCAGUAUGGAAUUGAUCAUUAUGAAGGCUCUUAAUUGGAACUUAAAUCCACUGACAGUUGUAUCGUGGCUAAACAUUUACAUGCAAGUUGCGUAUUUAAAUGAGCUUUAUGAGGUAUUGCUGCCACAAUAUCCACAGCAAAUAUUUGUACAAAUAGCAGAGCUCUUGGAUCUCUGUGUGCUGGAUAUUGGCUGCUUGGAUUAUACGUAUGGAGUACUUGCAGCUUCUGCUUUGUAUCAUUUCUCCUCAUCUGAGCUGAUGCAGAAAGUUUCAGGUUAUGAAUGGUGUGAGAUAGAGGAAUGUGUAAAAUGGAUGGUUCCGUUUGCGAUGGCUAUAAGGGAAGUAGGAAGCUCCAAACUCAAACACUUUAGAGGUAUAGCUCCUGAAGACUUGCACAAUAUACAGACGCACAUAAACAGCUUGGAUUUGCUGGACAAAGCUCAAGCAAAGCAAGCCAUAUUGGCUGAACAAAAUAGGACUUCACCUUCCCCCACUGGUGUUCUUACACCACCACAAAGUAGUAAGAAACAGUCUUCUGGACUGAAGCCAAUAUGA